This is a messenger RNA of Oryza brachyantha (malo sina), 2559 nucleotides long. Its product is annotated as probable metal-nicotianamine transporter YSL13. Lineage: Eukaryota; Viridiplantae; Streptophyta; Magnoliopsida; Poales; Poaceae. The transcript has 6 exons. Gene Ontology annotation, molecular function: oligopeptide transmembrane transporter activity. The record is from RefSeq and is a predicted model, not a curated record. The coding region runs from base 39 to 2225 and encodes 728 amino acids. Gene Ontology annotation, cellular component: membrane.
CCUGCCACUGCAUCAGCUCCCGCCACCGGUCUCAUCUCAUGGCGACCGCUACUACUACGCCGGGGGAAACCGGCCACGGGAGCGCGGCCGCCAACGACGUGGAGGUGGUGGAGGCGAGCGAGCUCCGGCGGCGGAGCAAGCCCCACGACCGUGGGUCGUCGUCGCCGCCGCUGCUGCGGCCGCCGUCACGGGAUGGGGCCGCCACCGGGGAGGAGGAGGCGCCGUCGGUGGAGCGCGUGUUCGCGGAUAGACCCGUGCCGUCGUGGCGGGAGCAGCUGACGGUGCGCGCCUUCGUGGUGAGCUUCUUCCUGUCCAUCAUGUUCAGCGUCAUCGUCAUGAAGCUGAACCUCACCACGGGCAUCAUCCCCUCGCUCAACGUCUCCGCCGGCCUCCUCGGCUUCUUCUUCGUCCGCCUCUGGACGGCCGCCGUCGAGCGGUUGGGCCUCCUCCGGCAGCCGUUCACGCGCCAAGAGAACACCGUCAUCCAGACCUGCGUCGUCGCCGCCUACGACAUCGCCUUCAGCGGUGGCUUUGGUAGCUACCUAUUGGCCAUGAGUGAAAAAAUCGCUGGGCUGGCACCCGAGGCAAAUAAUGCCCAAAACAUAAAAAAUCCUCAUCUAGGAUGGAUAAUUGGUUUUCUGUUGUUGGUCAGCUUCAUUGGUCUCUUUGGUCUUGUGCCAUUAAGAAAGAUUAUGAUCAUUGACUACAAGCUAACCUAUCCAAGUGGUACUGCAACUGCCUUCCUCAUAAACGGCUUUCACACACCCCAUGGCGCCAAGAUUGCAGCGAAGCAAGUAAAGAAGCUUGGUGUAUUCUUUGUCCUCAGCUUCUUCUGGGGAUUCUUUCAGUGGUUCUACACAGCUACUGAUGAUUGUGGGUUCCAUAAAUUUCCAUCGCUAGGCCUUCAAGCUUACCAACACACGUUUUUCUUUGAUUUCUCACCUACCUAUGUCGGAGUGGGAAUGAUUUGCCCACACAUUGUUAACGUAUCUGUUCUCCUGGGAGGGAUCCUCUCUUGGGGCAUAAUGUGGCCUCUGAUAGCCAAGAAAAGAGGAAGCUGGUUUUCUGCUGAUCUCCCUGACAGUAGUCUUCAUGGAAUGCAAGGCUACCGGGUCUUCAUAGCCAUUGCCUUGAUUCUUGGGGAUGGACUCUACAACUUCCUCAAGAUGAUCGUUCUCACAGCCUUCUCAUUGAGAUCUCAAGUCAAAAAGAAAAAUGCUAGUACACUUCCAGUCUCUGAUGAUGGCACAGUUACCACAACUGCAGCUAUCUCAUAUGAUGAGGAGCGGCGCAACGAACUCUUCGAGAAAGAUCAAAUCCCCUGGUACGUUGCGUAUGGAGGCUAUGUUGUCGUUGCUGCCAUAUCUACUGGUGCUGUCCCGCAGAUAAUCCCACAGCUGAAGUGGUACCAAAUCUUGGCAGCCUAUGUCGUUGCGCCCAUACUUGCCUUCUGCAAUGCCUAUGGAACUGGCCUCACUGACUGGUCUCUUGUUACAACCUAUGGAAAGCUUGCAAUCUUUGCAUUUGGUGCAUGGACCGGUGCUUCACACGGUGGUGUUCUUGCUGGCCUGGCUGCCUGUGGCGUGAUGAUGAGCAUUGUGUCUACUGCUGCUGACCUGAUGCAGGACUUCAAGACAGGAUACCUCACGCUGGCCUCGCCCAGGUCAAUGUUCAUCAGCCAGGUCAUCGGCACUGGAAUGGGCUGUGUCAUUGCUCCCUGUGUGUUCUGGCUUUUCUACAAGGCCUUCGAUGAUAUUGGCAUCAGUGGCAGUGAUUACCCAGCACCAAAUGCUGCCAUCUUCAGAAGCAUAGCGAUACUGGGUGUCGACGGCUUCUCCUCGCUUCCAAAGAACUGCCUCAAUCUCUGCUACGCGUUCUUUGCUGGGGCAGUUGUCGUCAACCUGAUUAGAGAUCUGGUGCCCAAGAAGGUGUCAAGGUUUAUACCCAUCCCGAUGGCCAUGGCGAUACCUUUCUACAUAGGAUCAUAUUUUGCGAUUGAUAUGUUCAUUGGAACAGUAAUAUUGUUUGUCUGGCAACGGCUAGACAGAGCGAAAGCAGACACGUUUGGACCUGCAGUCGCUUCAGGCCUCAUAUGUGGCGAUGGAACUUGGGUUCUGCCUCAGUCAGUGCUUGCUCUUGCCAAGGUGAAGCCUCCGAUUUGCAUGAAGUUUCUGUCGAGAAGGACGAACGACAAAGUAGAUGUUUUCCUUAAUACAUUAUCGUAGAACUGUUAGUAGACGUUACGGUGAUGAAGCAAAGAUUCGACUCAACAUUUAUUACACUAACCGUGCAUAUAUUGUAAUUGCCCGUUUUCAGCAGAUCCACAUGUCAAUAUGAAGCAAAGGAAGAUAUAUACUGUAAGUGUGAUAUAUUAUAGAAAAAUAAGGGUAUGUACAAAGAUGAGAAUAGGAGUUUAUCUGCUUGUUUACGUUAUUGUUUGUGAUCUGAUACUUUCUUUCGAAUUAAAAUAUGUGCUAUGAUAUGGCAUGUAUUCAUAUGCAUGACAAGCGUAAGUUGAAGCAAGAUUGUUAUUAGUUGUACGUCAUGAUGUUCACAGCU